Messenger RNA from Lonchura striata (white-rumped munia), 1082 nucleotides. RefSeq names its product chromosome 1A C12orf75 homolog (gene C1AH12orf75). Lineage: Eukaryota; Metazoa; Chordata; Aves; Passeriformes; Estrildidae. The record is from RefSeq and is a predicted model, not a curated record.
AGGAGGGGUCCCCGCGGCUUUAUCUCCCACCCGGCUCCGCCCGCCGCCGGCUGUCUCCCGUGACCGCAGCGCACCGGCGGCCCGGGCAGCGCCCAUGGGCUGCGGCAACUCCACGGCCGGCGGCGCGGGCGGGCGAGGUGCUACAGGGACUACUAAAGAUGUAGCAGAAGAAUCCAUAUCCGAUGAUGACAAAAGGAGGAACUACGGCGGGGUGUACGUGGGGCUGCCGUCGGACGCGGCUGCCAUGGCUCCCAGUCAGACGAAAGCUGCACCCAAAGAAGGAAAUAAAGACAUCAAGAUGCAAACAGCCCGAGUCUACUAAGACCAGUUGCCAGUGCUUUGGAGGGAACUGUCUUUGUGCUGAAGAUUUUGAUAUUUACACAGCCUUCCGGAGGGCAAGAGAGAUCAGAGCACCAAAAAAUCCAAACUGUUGCAAAUUCCAACUACGGGUAAAGCUUAAAGUAGAGCGUCCAAUCUGUUUCCUAUGAUAGUUGCAUUAUGGAAAUCUCCUGCUGUUCUCCAGUGAAAGAUGAAAUUAGUGAACUCAUGGUGGAUGUUUCUGCACAAGAGCUAACUUUGAUGAUCUGCAACUUAUUUCUCUGUGGCCAUAUUGCAGAUUCCAUCAGCUAUCAGCUACGCUUCGUAUAUUUCCUCCUACGAGUUUGAUAGAUUUUAUAUAGAAAACUAUCACCACUGUCCACUCAAUAGUUUCUAUGAUAGGUUCCUGUAAAUUAAUUGUUCUUUUUCUUCAGAGUAAUAUAUUUGACAAGUUUGCAUCUUUUUGGGAAUACUGCAAAUUUUAAUAUUUUUGCUGUGAAAUAUUAAGAAUAGGAUGAAAUAAGCUUAAGACCAUAAGGUUCUUUAUAAUUAUUACUGUCCCUUUUAUACCAUGAGACAAAUAUUAGUGUUUAAUUUUCACCUUGUAAAAAGAUGUUGCUCAAGGAAAUUGAUUUGAAUAAGAAUGAUAUACUUCAUUGUAUUAUUUACAUAUCUGUUUAUAUUUUACUUUAGCUAUGGCUCUUUUAUAAAGCAUUACAUGUAAAAAAUUACUAACAAAAUAAACUAUCAUGUGUUCCAUUCCA